Molecule: messenger RNA, 615 nt
Organism: Aspergillus niger
Lineage: Eukaryota; Fungi; Ascomycota; Eurotiomycetes; Eurotiales; Aspergillaceae
Exons: 7
Coding region: 1-615 (204 amino acids)
Source: RefSeq, a predicted model, not a curated record
AUGAGAUUUGAGGGGCAUCCCGAGUCUUCCGGGCAGGGACCACAAGCAUCCAGCCCGACCCGAGAAUACUCUGGGUCAGGUACCGCGUUGCACAAGUUCCUACUACAGGCAGCGUUCCUGCAUAAGAGUUCCGCCGAUGACUUCACAUCUUUAAGAAAUUCCCCUUACAAUAUCCAUCCCUUUACAACACUCAAUUCUAGUAGUAUACAAUUUACUCGGAAUGAAGCCAGCGGUGGAGUGUUUAGUAAAACAGCUUUCAGAUUUUCCAGCCAUGUGCCGAUCCAAACUGGGUCGCAUCCCUCCCCGUUUCAGCUCCGACAUCCUUACAAGGAUGUCCAAAAGGCCAUUGUGAUUUUCAGAAGUGAAACUGAUUUGUUGAACAAUCCAGGACAAAGAAAGUUGUCUUGGCCUGAUCUCUUUCCGCUUUUAGAAUUCUACACCCUCUUGAGAGAGGAAUGGUGGAACUCUACUGAGUACUCGCGACAAUUAUCCAUUAUCGCUGACAAGAGACUAUUGCGAGAGAGCCGAUCAUGGAUUUGUGGAAGGCUGAGGGUGGAACAUGCGCUAUUUAGGAGCUUCUCGAAAAUCGGAUUUAGGAGGGGGAUUGACCGAUGA